UCAAUCAGAGAAAAAUUAAUAGCAUAAUAGUUGGAUCAUUUGUUCAUUGUUUCUUGCACGAUUUUUUACUUAUAAAAGAAUGACGAACUAGAUUUACCCACACUCUCAAAGUGCACGUGAAAAUAAGGGUGGAUACAUAUAUUCUUUAUAUUUGUAUCUUUAUUGCCUCACAAAAUUGAGGCAGUUUUAUACGUCUUAAGGAUGGCUACAACACCAAAGUGGAUAUCUUUCGACCUUUUCCAGAAGGUUUUGAAAAGUUAUAUCCACGAAAACGUUCAGCUACUUACGUUUUCAACAGCAAACGCUGUUCCCGAUGGCGACAACUACACCAGCGAUCUUUUUAGAACAACUCUCUUCUAUAUGGACCCAAAAAAAAACACCAAAAAUUCACUUUCUGUUAUCGUAAAAUGUGGCAACGAAGACGGAGGAACUAAAACAGAUCUAGCAAAAAAACUGCAGCUUUUUGAAAAAGAAAUCGAGAUGUUUGCUAAUACAUUCCCGGCUAUCUACAAAAUAUUAGGAGAGAACUACACACUUUCUUCGAAAUGUCUAUACGCUAGCACUGAUCCCCAUUCGGUAAUAAUCUUCGAAGAUUUAACAACUGUAGGAUUUCAAAUGCUACCGAGACACGUUGGUUUUGACUUAGAGCACUGUUUUAAAGUCGUAGAAAAGAUGGCUCAAAUGCACGCCGCUUCCGUCAUCAUGUAUGAGGAGAACCCGUCUUCGGUAAAAUGUUAUCGUGAAGGGUUAUACGCUGAUAAUGAUACCGUCCGGGCCUGGGUAAAGGCUGGGUAUUCUGCGGUUAUUGAUGCUUGCAGCAGAUGGCCCGGUUACGAAAAAUACGCAUACAAAUUAGAAGCUCUAGGUAAUGAAGCCUUGGAACGAGGUUUCGAGGCAAGUAGAAAAAGACCAAGGGGUUUUCAUGUUCUUAAUCACGGGGAUUUAUGGGUGAAUAACAUGAUGUUCUCGUACGAUUCCGCUGACACCAAAGUGAAGGAUAUGAAAUUCGUCGACUUUCAAAUGAACAUCUUUACAAGUCCUGCUAUCGACUUGCAUUAUUUUUUGGCUACCAGUACUAGAAUUGAAGUGAAAGUCAAUUGCAUUGAAAUAAUUCUGGAUUAUUACUACGCACAAUUACUUGCUAAUUUGACGAAAUUGCGCUAUUCUUUGGAAAAAGUGCCUACACGAGAAGAGUUCAAAGGAGAUUAUAGUUCCAGAGCUUUUUACGGGUUCAUGGGAGCUGCGACUGUGCUAGCGUUCGUUAAAGCUUCAGGCAGAAAGGAUGCGUCUUUUGAAAAUAUUAUCAAAGAUGACAGCUUGGAAGGCUUUCGAUACCACGCAUACAAUAACAGUAGAUACAGACAACAUAUGGAGUUUCUUCUGCCAUAUUACGAUAGUUUUGGGAUAUUCGAUUAAAAAUGUUAUGACU
Messenger RNA from Zophobas morio, 1429 nucleotides. RefSeq lists its product as uncharacterized. The transcript is spliced from 7 exons. Lineage: Eukaryota; Metazoa; Arthropoda; Insecta; Coleoptera; Tenebrionidae. The record is from RefSeq and is a predicted model, not a curated record. Bases 202 to 1416 code for a protein of 404 amino acids.